AGUUAAAUUUUGUGAUCGAAGGCGAUUACGUAUAGCGUGAACCCUAAUUGAAAGAUUUAUCUGUUUUUCGGGGUAGAAGAAGAUGUACGGUUCCACCGAAGAUGCAGAGCGAACCGCUUUCAGGAAGGCUGAAAAGAAAUACAAGCUGUAUUACGACAAUACCCGAAAGAAAAAGCAACCCAGACCAGUAGAUUUGUCCGACGUUAUUGAUUUCAAGUCAAUUUCAGAGUCUUACCAUAGAAAUGGUGAACUUCCCUCAGGCAUUUUCCCAAUUCAAUGCGAUCUCCAUACUCCUAUCUUCUGCUUGGAAACUCAUCCCGGGUUUUAUUUCAUUCCUGGAGCAUUACCCGUUGAGGAGCAAUGCCGAUGGAUAAAGGAGAGUUUAACAAGCUUUCCUCAACCUCCUAACAGGACCAACCACAAUGCAAUUUAUGGGCCUCUACAGGACUUAUUUGCUGCUGCCAAGGAUAAUAAAGUUUUGAUUCAAGAGGAGCAGUACUGUGGAACCAAUAAUUCUGAGGUGGAAAUCAUCCAGAACGACAUAAAUGUUCCCACAUGGAAUUUUUUUGAUCAAUCAGGUGCAUUUUCCAAAGGAGGUACAUGCAAAUCAGUGCCAGCCUCUGUUUUGCUUCGUAAGUUACGGUGGAGCACCCUUGGCAUGCAGUUUGACUGGUCGAAGCGGAGCUAUAAUAUUUCUCUGCCUCACAACAAGAUACCUGAUGCACUUUGCCUGUUGGCUGAAAGAAUGGCAGCACCUACCCUUCCAUUAGGUGAAGUGUUCCAGGCAGAAGCAGCAAUUGUCAAUUACUUUGGUCUAGGUGACACACUUGGUGGCCACCUUGAUGACAUGGAGAAGGAUUGGAGUAAGCCUAUUGUUAGCAUGAGCUUGGGCUGUAAAGGCAUUUUCCUUAUAGGGGGAAAGUCUAGGGAGGUUCCACCUCUUGCAAUGUUUGUUCGAAGUGGUGAUGUUAUUCUUAUGGCAGGACAAGCAAGGGAAUGCUUCCAUGGUGUCCCUAGGAUCUUCACUGAUAAAGAAAAUGCUGAGAUAUCCUCCCUUGAAUUGCUGUUUUCUGAUGAAGAGGAUUCUGCUUUGUUGGAGUACAUUAAGACUUCUAGAAUCAAUAUCAACAUUAGACAAGUAUUCUAGACUGAGUUCUCUUUUGAAAGUUUUGUAGAGAUGUAAUAGGAAGUAACAUUACAUUGCAUAAACAUGAGAAAAUGUUUUCCUCUGUACCAAUUUACACCCAAAAUUUUGCAAAGAAUUCUCUCAUAUUUGUGGAUAUGCUGCCUGCUUUGUUGAGAUUUAAAACCUACCCC
Solanum verrucosum is the source of this 1317-nucleotide messenger RNA. Its product is annotated as alpha-ketoglutarate-dependent dioxygenase alkB. The record is from RefSeq and is a predicted model, not a curated record. The transcript is spliced from 7 exons. Gene Ontology annotation, cellular component: nucleus; cytoplasm. Gene Ontology annotation, biological process: oxidative RNA demethylation. Gene Ontology annotation, molecular function: broad specificity oxidative DNA demethylase activity; oxidative RNA demethylase activity; ferrous iron binding. The coding region runs from base 83 to 1147 and encodes 354 amino acids. NCBI's taxonomy places the organism in Eukaryota, Viridiplantae, Streptophyta, Magnoliopsida, Solanales, Solanaceae.